Molecule: messenger RNA, 1463 nt
Organism: Jaminaea rosea
Lineage: Eukaryota; Fungi; Basidiomycota; Exobasidiomycetes; Microstromatales
Product: putative VMA5-H+-ATPase V1 domain 42 kd subunit, vacuolar
Exons: 4
Coding region: 17-1243 (408 amino acids)
Biological process (GO): proton transmembrane transport
Cellular component (GO): vacuolar proton-transporting V-type ATPase, V1 domain
Molecular function (GO): proton-transporting ATPase activity, rotational mechanism
Source: RefSeq, a predicted model, not a curated record
CCUUCCUUCCCCAGCCAUGCCAUCAGGAGAUGCCUACUGGCUGAUUACAGCCCCACUCGAAGGCUCCGGCCCGCACGAGGUCCACUCGCAAGUCUCUCACCUCCUCGUCGGCAGCAGCUCCUCAUCCGCUGGCUCCUCCUCGUCCCACCCUGUUCCUGCCAAUCACUUGUCACCACCCAUCUCCCUCCCACCCUUGCGCGUAGGCACCUUGGCCAACCUCAUCGCCUUAUCUGAGUCCCUUCCAAAGAGCGAAGCUUCAGCGCAGUCCUGCCUAAGCAAGAUCCGAGACACACUCUGCUCCCUUCUCAACGACGACCAAUCCGCCAUGUCCCAACAUCUCGUAGUCAAGGAACAAUCACUCGAUGAUUAUCUCCUAGGCGGUUGGUCUUGGAACGCAGCGAAAUAUCGCGUCGAGCAGCCACUCGAGGAUGUAGUGGCUAGCUUGGAGAGGGACGUCCAGAGCAUCGAUAGCGUCACAAAGGCAAAGGUGCAGAACUAUAACGUGGCAAAGGGACAGUUGACUCAGUUGCAACGGAGGAAGAAUGGCAAUCUGAGCGUGAGGGGACUGGCGGAUGUGGUGAGCAAGGAGGACUUUGUUGCCCAGGAUUCCGAAUUUCUCGAAACACUCCUCGUAGCAGUACCCCGAAAUAACGUCAAGGACUGGUUGGCAAAAUACGAGCGUCUCACAUCGAUGGUCGUACCACGUAGCAGCAACAAGCUGGCGCAGGAUGACGAGUAUGCCCUCUACAACGUGACGGUAUUCAAGAAGGUCAGGGACGAGUUCGUGCAAAAGGCAAGGGAGAACAAAUUCCUCAUUCGCGACUUCCAGUACAGCGCCGACCUGGCCGAGAAGACGCGCGAGGAGCUCGAGUCAACGACGCAAUCUGAGAAGGACCUCUGGACUGAGCUGCUUCGCCUAUCACGCACCAACUUCAGCGAGGCAUUCCAGGCUCUUGCGCACCUCAAGGUGGUUCGGGCAUUCGUGGAGAGUGUGCUGCGUUACGGCUUGCCCGCAGAGUACUGGGCUUGUAUUGUCAAGCCAAACCCCAAACGAGUCAAUCCUCUCAAGACGGCGCUUACCACUCACUUCAGUUCCCUGGACGCGAGCAAGCCCAAGAGCAAAGACAAUGGCAAGAGCAGUGGGGGGCAGACAGGUGAGGUGCCGGGAGAGUAUGCGAAUCUUUUGGACGAGGAGCAACUCCCAUUCGUUUGUGUUGAAGUGCCGCAGAUGAAGGGGGAAUGAGUUAGCAUCCGGACGGGACGCCGAGCGUAGAAGUGACGAGGGGAUCGGGGAAAGCGAGGGCGCAGAGAGAGGGGGGAGGGGGCAGCGACGUCUCUUUGGCCAUCGUUCCACGGCCGCAUUUCCCACCCGCGUCAUGGUGCUGCACAUACAUUUGCUCUACACCCCUGCUUUGCUCUCUGCUUUGUUGAAUUCUAUAUAGCACCGUACAUGACUCGCGACA